AUGAAGACGGUUAAGAAGGAGAGGGAGUUGACUGAGGUGAUGGCUGCGGUGCAAGAGACGGUGGCCGACACGUCGAUGGUUCGGCUUUCGGGUGUGGUAGGGUCGAGUGAGUCAGACGAUGAGUGUAUUGAGUCGACACUAGUGACGAAAGAGGAUAAGUUGAAGGAGAUAUUUGAGAAGGCGGAUGAUCUACGGAUGAAAACGAUUAGUAAUGUGGUGGGGAUUUUAAACCCAAUCCAAGCCGUUCAUUUCUUGAUUGCUGCUGCUGGACUUCAACUUAGGCUUCAUGAAUGGGGUAAUAAGAAGGAUAAAACUGGUGCAAUGGUCAUUUCAAUGAAAAAUUAG
This is a messenger RNA of Chenopodium quinoa (quinoa), 345 nucleotides long. RefSeq names its product protein DOG1-like 1. The coding region runs from base 1 to 345 and encodes 114 amino acids. The record is from RefSeq and is a predicted model, not a curated record. The transcript has a single exon. Gene Ontology annotation, biological process: DNA-templated transcription. Gene Ontology annotation, molecular function: sequence-specific DNA binding. Lineage: Eukaryota; Viridiplantae; Streptophyta; Magnoliopsida; Caryophyllales; Amaranthaceae.